Piliocolobus tephrosceles (Ugandan red Colobus) is the source of this 1083-nucleotide messenger RNA. It is a transcript of the gene KLRG2, whose product is annotated as killer cell lectin like receptor G2. The annotation marks the transcript as partial. The record is from RefSeq and is a predicted model, not a curated record. NCBI's taxonomy places the organism in Eukaryota, Metazoa, Chordata, Mammalia, Primates, Cercopithecidae. The transcript has 3 exons.
GAGCAAUCUAGAUGCCGAAGAGCGAAGCUCCUCUGCACCUGGCCCGAGGUGCGCCCCUCAGCGUCCCCGGCUCGCGGGUCGCGCGGGAUGGAGCGGGUUUGGGAGGCUGCGCCCGGAGGCCAAGCCGGGGCGGAGCUCCCAAUGGAGCCCGUGGGAAGCCUGGUCCCCGGGCUGGAGCAGCCGCAAGUCCCCGAGAAGGCGCGACAACCUGAAGGUCCCGAAAGCAGCCCGAGUCCGGCCAGGGCCAUGAAGAAGGCGGCGGGCGCAGGCCGGGAGCCCUCGAGCGAGAAGCAGCUGCCUUCGCCUCGCCCCGGGACCCCGCGCGUGCCGCCGCUCAGCCUGGGCCAUGGCGUCUGUCCCGAGCCGCCGUCGCCGGGACCCGCCUCGGUCAAGCUGCCCCGGAAUGGCGAGGCGCCCGGGGCUGAGCCUGCGCCCGGCGCCUGGGCGCCCAUGGAGCUGCAGGUAGAUGUGCUUGUGAAGCCCGUGGGCGCGGCCGGCGGCAGCCGCACGCCGUCGCCCAGGCCCUCCACGCGCUUCCUGACGGUGCCGGUGCCCGAGUCCCCCGCCUUCUCCCGCCAAGCGGACCCAUGGCACCAGCUCCUGCCGCGCACAUCGUCCCUGGGCGGCACGUGGGGACGCGGCUCGACGCUGGCUGCAGCCGGAACGGAGAGCGGCCGCGACGCUGAGGGCCGGGCCAGCCCAGUAGAAGGAAGCUCCCCGGGCUCCCCGACGUGCUGCCGCUGCAAGGAGCUGGGGCUGGAGGAGGAUGCGGCGCUGCUGCCCCGCGCGGGGUUGGAGGGCGAAGAGAAGCUGCCCCGGGCAGUAACGCUUACCGGGCUGCCCAUGUACAUGAAGUCCCUGUACUGGGCCCUGGCGUUCAUGGCUGUGCUCCUGGCAGUCUCUGGAGUUGUCAUUGUGGUCCUGGCCUCAAGAGCAGGAGCCAGAUGCCAGCCAUGCCCCCCAGGCUGGGUGUUGUCCGAGGAGCACUGUUACUACUUCUCUGCAGAAGCGCAGGCCUGGGAAGCCAGCCAGGCUUUCUGCUCAGCCUACCACGCUACCCUCCCCCUGCUAAGCCAUACCCAG